This is a messenger RNA of Symbiodinium sp. CCMP2592, 1290 nucleotides long. NCBI's taxonomy places the organism in Eukaryota, Dinophyceae, Suessiales, Symbiodiniaceae. The record is from the annotation of a GenBank genome assembly.
AUGGCCGCUUGGACGGCCAACCUCAGCAAAGACUUCGAGCGGACAGAGCCCUACAUCCCGAUCCUGCUCAGUGUCAGACCGAAAGUCUUGCGGAUCACCCACAUGUUCACUCCCAAGGAGUGUGCUUUGCUGCGUUGGCUCAUGCUGGAGGCGCUUAUCUACUUUGGUGACAGCUCCGAGAUGGUCACGACACGGCCAGGAUCUGUCAACUCCUCUUCUGGCUUUGGAAACUUGGGCAAGAGGCCACUGAUGCGAAUGCAAGAUCCAGAUCAACUGUCUUUCUAUUUUCAGGAGACGAAAAGGUUUUGCGGUGUCGGGCUUGGCUGUCAGAUCUCCAUCGACGUCCCUCAACCGGAGCCCCCAGACUUUAUGAUCGCGAUGAUGCAGAGAGUGGGCACAAUGGUCGGCGUACAUCCCAACAAUGUGGAGGCUAUAUACCACCUCUACAAGCCCAAUGCAGAGCUGGCGAACCUACAUCUGGAUAACUUCAACAAAUAUUUGUGGCCCCAUCGCUUUAUGUCUGCCUCGCUGUUCCUGGAUGACUACGAGGACGGAGGCACGGUCUUCCCGCUGUUUCUCGAUACCAUCAGCGGGGACGGCGACGUUGGGGUCUCCAGCGUUGCACAGGAGCAUGACGAGGUCAGGGCCUGGCAGAGGGCCCUGAAUGACGCUCGCAUGCAUCGUGUCGCAAGCGACACGGAAGCAUAUGCACAUCGCAGAGUUGAUUCCGGCGAGCCCGGUGAGUUUCGCCAACGCGUCCUUCAAGCUGCCAAGGACAUGUGCAGGCUCGGUCGACCUGCACAGAUUCCGGUUCUUCCAGCGAAAGGGACCAUGUACUUGUGGUUCAACUACCUUGACAACGGAGAGGACGACGUGCGAACGAUUCAUGCUGGUUGCAGCUCCAGCGCAAGCUACAAAAUGAUCGGCACCAUGUUUCUACGUGACGGCAGCGGGCCCUUUCGAGAGCACGACUCGUUCUGGAAUCCCACGGUGAAGAAGGUGGACAAGGCCGAGGAGGUUCGGCGGACCAUCGAGGCGACACAGGCCUCCCACUUCCGUUUCAGUCAUAUCGCCGCACUUUUUGACCUCGAGCGCCAAUCAGUUUUCGAGCUCCACGGGGGCGCCGAAGCCGUCAGGCUGGCCAGAUUCCAGCACCUUUACACGGAUGUGCUGAUACAACAAGAGGCCGAUGAGAGACUCUACAGCCAGUACGCAGGGAUGGUACAGCAGUAUCCCCCAGAUUCACAGGUAAGGUGGGCUGCGACAGCCCAAGAUGGACACCUAUUCUGA